CUCUCACAGGACAUUAUCUUCUCCAGAAGUGUUACCCGUCUUCAGUGCAUCUGGUCUGCACACUGUGUUUCUCUGUGACAGUCUGUGUCAUUGAAGGGCAGUGUGCAGACUCCAACUCUGAGGCCUGCAGCUGUGCAGCAGAGCUCUUGUUCCCCAGGAAGCCAUCACACUCCUUCCCACUGUGGUUUUGGGAGCAUGAAGGCGUUGCUUACCCCCUGUGUCUGGUUCACUGUAUGUAGGCUGGGAGUGUCUGCUGAUUGCUCGGAGUGCUGUCUCUUGGAACAGGAGGAGUAAGAUUGAGGACCUUUGCGGACCAUGAGUCGGUAAUGCCCACUGAGGACCUCUGGGAGCCAUGUCAGACGAAUCCGCCUCAGGGAGCGAUCCAGACCUGGACCCGGACGUGGAGCUGGAGGAUGCGGAAGAGGAGGAGGAGGAGGAGGAGGUGGCAGCAGAGGAGCAUGACAGGGAUGACGAGGAAGACCUGCUGGAUGACCCAUCCUUAGAAGGCAUGUGUGGCACUGAGCAUGCCCAGCUGGGGGAAGAUGGGCAGCGGCCGCCACGGUGCACUUCAACUACCUCAUCUCAGUCUGAGCCUUCUGAGCAGCUUAGGCAUCACCGAGGCAAGAACCUGGCUUCUGAGGACCCCAAAAAGAAGAGAGCCCAGAAGCCCUCCCACAUGAGGCGAAACAUACGAAAGCUUCUCCGGGAGGAUCAGUUGGAGCCAGUUACCAAAGCAGCACAGCAGGAAGAGUUGGAAAGAAGGAAGCGCCUGGAACAGCAGAGGAAAGAUUAUGCCGCUCCCAUUCCCACCGUUCCCCUGGAGUUUCUCCCCGAAGAAAUUGUCUUAAGAGCAAGUGAUGGUCCCCAGCUGCCUCCUCGAGUCUUGGCCCAAGAAAUCAUUUGUUUGGACAGUAGCAGUGGCAGUGAGGAUGAGAAAAGCAGUAGAGAUGAGGUGAUUGAGCUGAGCUCUGGAGAGGAGGACACUCUGCAUAUUGUGGACAGCAGUGAGUCUGUCAGUGAGGAAGACGAGGAAGAGGAGAAGGGCGGCACCCAUGUGAAUGACGUGUUAAACCAGCGCGAUGCUCUUGGGCGAGUCCUUGUCAACCUGAACCACCCUCCAGAGGAGGAGAAUGUCUUCCUGGCCCCACAGUUGGCACGGGCCGUGAAACCUCAUCAGAUUGGCGGGAUCCGGUUCCUGUAUGAUAAUCUAGUGGAGUCGCUGGAGAGGUUUAAGACCAGUAGUGGCUUUGGCUGUAUCCUGGCCCACAGCAUGGGUUUGGGAAAAACUUUGCAAGUGAUCUCCUUCAUCGAUGUCCUUUUCCGCCACACGCCAGCCAAAACAGUCCUUGCCAUUGUGCCGGUUAAUACUCUUCAGAAUUGGCUGGCAGAGUUCAACAUGUGGCUCCCAGCUCCCGAAGCCCUUCCGCCUGACAACAAGCCUGAAGAAGUCCAGCCUCGAUUCUUUAAAGUUCACAUCUUGAAUGAUGAGCACAAGACGAUGGCAUCUCGUGCUAAAGUGAUGGCUGAUUGGGUGUCAGAGGGUGGGGUGCUGCUGAUGGGGUACGAAAUGUACAGACUCCUCACUCUGAAGAAAUCCUUUGCCACAGGUAGACCGAAGAAAACCAAGAAACGUUCUCACCCAGUCAUCAUUGAUCUGGAUGAGGAAGAUCGACAGCAGGAGUUUCGGAGAGAGUUUGAGAAGGCCUUAUGCCGCCCUGGCCCCGAUGUAGUGAUCUGUGACGAGGGACACCGCAUCAAAAACUGCCAGGCCAGCACCUCACAGGCACUGAAGAACAUUCGCUCUCGCCGCCGGGUGGUGCUGACUGGGUACCCCCUGCAGAACAACCUCAUCGAGUACUGGUGCAUGGUGGACUUCGUGCGCCCAGAUUUCCUCGGCACCCGGCAGGAGUUUAGCAACAUGUUUGAGCGCCCUAUCCUGAACGGGCAGUGUAUCGACAGCACACCUCAGGAUGUCCGCCUCAUGCGGUACCGGAGCCACGUCCUGCACAGCCUCCUGGAGGGCUUUGUGCAGAGGAGGGGCCACACUGUGCUCAAGAUUCAUCUCCCCGCCAAGGAGGAAAAUGUGAUUCUGGUGCGGCUCUCCAAGAUCCAGCGAGAUUUGUACACACAGUUCAUGGACCGCUUCCGGGACUGUGGAAGCAGUGGCUGGCUGGGGCUGAACCCCCUCAAGGCAUUCUGCGUGUGCUGCAAGAUCUGGAAUCACCCUGACGUGCUGUAUGAAGCCCUUCAGAAAGAGAACCUGGCCAAUGAGCAGGACCUAGAUGUGGAAGAGCUCGGUUCAGCAGGGACCAGUGCCCGCUGCCCGCCACUGGGAGCAAAAGGCAAAGUAGAGGAGAGCACCUUGCCCUCUUCGAUGGGAGAGGCAACCAACAGCAAGUUCCUGCAGGGAGUCGGCUUCAACCCUUUCCACGAACGAGGCAAUAACAUCGUCACGUACGAGUGGGCCAAAGAACUUCUGACUAAUUACCAGACUGGCGUCUUAGAGAACUCUCCCAAGAUGGUACUACUUUUCCACCUGAUUGAGGAAAGCGUGAAGCUUGGGGACAAGAUCCUUGUGUUCAGCCAGAGCCUUUCCACCUUGGCUCUCAUCGAGGAGUUCCUAGGGAAGCGAGAAGUGCCCUGUCUGCCCGGUGCCGAGGGGCAAGGAGCACAGAAGUGGGUUCGAAAUGUCAGCUACUUCCGGCUAGAUGGUAGCACCCCUGCCUUUGAGAGGGAGCGGCUCAUUAAUCAGUUCAAUGAUCCCAGCAACCUCACCACCUGGCUGUUCCUUCUCUCCACAAGGGCCGGAUGCUUGGGUGUGAAUCUGAUUGGUGCCAACCGUGUGGUGGUGUUUGAUGCUUCCUGGAACCCUUGCCAUGAUGCCCAGGCAGUGUGUCGGGUGUACCGUUAUGGCCAGAAAAAGCCCUGUCACAUCUAUCGCCUUGUGGCUGACUACACCCUCGAAAAGAAGAUCUAUGACCGCCAGAUUUCCAAGCAGGGCAUGUCAGAUCGGGUGGUGGAUGACCUAAAUCCAAUGCUGAACUUUACCCGGAAGGAGGUAGAGAACCUACUGCACUUUGUGGAGAAGGAGCCAGCCCCCCAAGCCUCCUUAAACAUAAAGGGGAUCAAGGAGUCGGUCCUGCAACUCGCCUGUCUGAAGUACCCUCACCUUAUCACCAAGGAGCCUUUCGAGCAUGAGUCAUUGCUCCUCAACCGAAAGGAUCACAAGCUGACCAAGGCCGAGAAGAAAGCAGCAAAGAAGAGCUACGAGGAAGACAAGCGCACGUCUGUCCCCUACACUCGCCCGUCGUACGCGCAAUAUUACCCUGCCAGCGACCAGAGCCUGACCAGCAUCCCCGCCUUCAGUCAGAGAAACUGGCAGCCAGCACUGAAGGGUGAUGAGAAGCCCGUGGCCAGCGUUCGUCCCGUACAGUCCACCCCCAUCCCCAUGAUGCCUCGGCACGUCCCACUGGGAGGCAGCGUAAGCUCUGCCUCCAGCACAAAUCCAUCCAUGAACUUCCCGAUCAACUACUUGCAGCGCGCAGGAGUCCUUGUGCAGAAGGUGGUCACCACAACAGAUAUCGUUAUCCCUGGGCUCAACAGCUCCACAGAUGUACAGGCAAGAAUUAAUGCUGGUGAGAGCAUCCACAUCAUUCGUGGGACGAAAGGGACAUACAUCCGCACCAGCGAUGGGCGGAUCUUUGCUGUCCGGGCAACUGGCAAACCAAAGGCCCCUGAAGAUGGUCGGAUAGCUGCCUCAGGUUCCCAAGGGCCUUCUCACGAGUCCACAAGCAACGGCAGACACAGUGCCUCAUCACCCCAAGCCCCUGACCCUGAGGGGCUGGCCAGACCCGUCUCUCCCGACAGCCCAGAGAUCAUCAGCGAGCUCCAGCAGUACGCAGAUGUGGCCGCUGCCCGGGAAUCUCGCCAGAGCUCCCCAAGCACCAACGCCACCCUGCCUGGCCCCCCAGCCCAGCUUGUGGACAGCAGUGCUAUUCCUGGGACAGCUCUUGGGACUGAGCCUCGACUCGGGGGUCAUUGCCUCAACAGUUCCCUCUUGGUGACUGGCCAGCCCUGUGGUGACAGGUACCCAGUGCUGGACUUAAGGGGCCACAAGCGCAAGCUGGCCACACCACCUGCUGCCCAGGAGUCAGCCCGCCGGCGGUCUAGGAAGGGCCAUCUGCCAGCCCCCGUGCAGUCAUACGAACACGGGUAUCCGGCGUCUGGCGGGUUUGCCAUGCCACCCGUCUCCUUAAACCAUAACCUCACCGCUCCCUUCACCUCGCAGGCUGGGGAGAACUCCCUGUUUAUGGGCAGUACCCCCUCCUACUACCAGCUGUCCAAUUUGCUGGCAGAUGCCCGCCUGGUGUUUCCAGUGACUACUGACCCUCUGGUGCCAGCAGGCCCCGUCAGUACCUCUUCCACGGCUACCUCAGUCACUGCCAGCAACCCCUCCUUCAUGCUCAACCCCUCUGUGCCAGGGAUACUACCCAGCUACUCACUCCCCUUCUCACAGCCACUCCUGUCCGAGCCCAGGAUGUUCGCGCCGUUCCCUUCCCCUGUCUUGCCCAGCAACCUCUCGCGGGGCAUGUCUGUCUACCCAGGCUACAUGUCACCACACGCAGGCUACCCAGCGGGCGGCCUUCUCCGGUCCCAGGUGCCUCCAUUCGACUCUCACGAGGUGGCCGAGGUGGGGUUCAGCUCCAACGAUGAUGAGGAUAAGGACGAUGACGUGAUCGAGGUCACUGGGAAAUAGCUGGGGAGCCCCUCCCCACCUCAUCUGGGGCCCCCAGCAGGUUGCCCACCAAGCUGGAAGGCAGUGAUCUGGGCUUUCUCAGAAGAGGGCAUGUGGCAAGGGGGAAAGAAGGGCACUGAGGGCGGUUGGCCACAGUGGCAGGGCUCUGUUGCUGUUUAAAAAAGAGGAAAAAAAAAAAAAAAAAUCCAACAGAGCAGCAAUAGUGGGAAACCAGGGACCCAGAACCGGGGAUGGCGGGGUGGGACGGCCCGCCUCUCCCUCUGCCCGCCUUGCUUGCUCGCCCAUCUGAGUGUAGACGCUCACAUCCUGUUUCUGUCUGGGAAUACUCUCUCCCAAGAGAGCUGCCUUACAGGGUGACUUGGCCUGGGGAGGGCAGGGUAGGGGAGGGCGGGAGAGGGCCUGAGGAGGAGGGUGGGCAGGGGGAGCAGACUGAGAUCCCAUGUUACAUGGGUCUUCUAGGGGGUGGGAAGGAAGCAGACCAGGUAUGUGUGUGUGAGAGCGUGUGUGCGCGCAUAUUUCUGUAUGUGUGUAUGUGUUUGCAACAGAGCAGGGGUGAAGGAGGGAGGGGAGGGAGGAGAGGGAGGAACUAAGGGAGAAACUGAAACACGAGCUUAUCUUUUUUUAAGUGAAUCAGUGUGGCGGUUCAUGGCAACUGUGUGUGUGAACAUCAGGGUGUGCCCAGGAGAAGAGCCAUGGAAAUCCCAAGUUUCCUUCUGGUUGGGUGAAAAGAAGACCCAGCUAACUCGAGGCCCUGGUUUCCAGAGCCACGUCGGUUUUAGAUUUGGGGGGAAAUCAUGAUGGAAAAUGGGCAUUACUGAUCCUGUCUCAUUCCCCAGCGGCUGAGGCUGAGCCUGAGCGGAACUCCCUUUCGAGGGUGGGAGGUUGUCUGUGCGGAGGCUGGAGGGAGCUGUAGCACGUGGCAUGUGAGUGUGAGGUCAGGGAGCUCUGGCCAGAAAAGACAUCCUUCCCCGGGUAGGCCUGAGCCCACGCUGCCUGCUGGUAGCUUUCCUGUUCCCUCCCUGCCCCACUAGAGAGCUAGCUCCACAUUAGUUUAUUUCCUAUGGGCAAUUAUUUAUUACUGGACUUCUCGUGUGUCUUCAUUUUUGUUUGUUUGUUUGCUUUUCAGGGGAGGGGAGGUUAGGGGUAAGGAGGGUAAGAGUUAGAAAGGGAAGCUUUAAGGUAGCCCAGACCCUGUAGCUGCUGGUGAGAAAAGUCCUAGCUGGAUGGUGAGGUGAGCGGGGAGAGCAGGCUCCACCAAGGCUUAGAUGAAACCACUGUUUGUGGGCGAUGGCCUCUCGGGAAGACUGGGGAAUCCUGAGACUGGGCAGUUAAUGGGGCUGAGGCUCAUCCAGCAAAUACUGAAGCUUGGGAUUGUGGGGUUUGCUACUGGGAAAUAAAGAACUCCAGAUUUGGAGCCGUGUUCUCUUGGGUGACUGUAGAAACCUGCUCUCUCUACUGCAGAGUGAAGCUAAGAACAGGCGGCUGCCAAGUAGAGGGGAUAAACCAUUGCUUUUCUAUGAGGAAAUGCCUUGACUUCCCCCAGCCUCUCAGGUGGUAGGCGUGGGCCUGAGGUCUGCUGCCCUCACCUUCAAAGGAGCAUAGUGGAAGGAACCCUUCCUUUGUAGGAGCCCCGAGUCAAGCUUUUGUCUUAAGAGAACAUGUCAGUCAUUCUGGGUCUCCCCUCUCUUAUCACCAGUGCCAGGGAGGGGUAUCUGGUCCUUAAGCAGAACACUGGCUGUCAUCCUGUUGGCUCAUGCCUGCCCACCCCAGUGAGUCUGCCAUGCAGUUCCUUAUAAUGAUCAAGGCUGGUCUGGCUUUACAGCCUUGCCACCUCCUGUGGCUUCCUCCCAGCUAGGCAAUUGCUGCACCUGCCUCUUCCCAGCCCGGGGGGCAGCUUAGCGAGUCCUAGCAGCAGCUCCUGCAGCUCUCCUGACCAACCCCUUCCCAAUGCCAGCGGGCCUUAGACUCUGGGGUAUUGUCCCCAGAGAAGAGAUGAUGGCUGAUUGUGUGUGUGUGUGUGUGUGUGUGUGUGUGUGUGUUUAUAUGUUGUCCAUUAACACCAAAAGUGGAACUUAAGGAGCUUGCUUUCUGUUUUCAUAGACACCCUGUCAGACACUAAACUCUUCUACUCAUAGAAGCCUUAGAUCUACAAUUUAGCUAUGCAAAUUACUUUAAUAAUUUAAAAAGAGCCGUUCCAACCAGUGCUUUCUCUUUCAGACGCAUCCCCAGAAUGGUUGGCGAGGGGGCUCAGUUGGAGUGGGCUCCCUGGUUGAGGCCGGUGCAGUAGGAGUGAGCUAGACCAGAUCUCUAGUUUGCAGACACACUCAGAACCUGGGUUAUGCUGAUCCCUCAGGCCGUGGAGCAGUGGAGUCCCAGAUGUGUGCGCCCGUGAGUGUGUGUGCAUGCACGCGUGUGUGUGGUCGGGAAAUUCUUCUAGGAAAUCACUAACAGGCUCUGAGAAUCCAGAAACCAUCCCAGCUGGGCGCUGGUGAAACCAGUCACUGGGAAGGGACAGGCUUUUAAAGCGCCAGGAAGGAGGUGGGCAUUCUGAGAGGCAGCACACGUCUGCUCUCCACCUAGUGGUUCGGGUGGCUGGGUCUUGCUUCAGCGUGGCACAGGCCAUCAUUCAGGAGGCUGACCUGGCUGGAGAAGGUGUGCUCUGAAAUGUGUGGCUUCUCUUGUGUAGAAGGGUUGGAGUGGGAACAUGGGAAAUUGGAGUGCUGCCAGUUUCCAUGUUUUUGUUUUUGUUUUUGUUUUUAAUGAACUGAAACAUUUCUGACUUUUCUGCUGUCUCUCUACGUGUGCUGGUAGGCAGUGUGUAUGCAUGCCAAACGUGAGUACGUGUGUGAGGGGAGCGCGGGUGUCUCAGAGCCUUUAACUAGAGACGCUGGGUGCAGGCUUCUACCCGCUGUCCAGGCCUGGGUGAGGGGAGGGUGGUGAGAGGGCAGGGCAGAUCAUCAGGUAUUUCCUCCUCUGUACUGUUAACCUUUCACGGAAUGUUUUUGAGGGCUUCUCAAGCCCUGACCGCCUGGUCUGACCUAAGUUCUCAGCCUGGGGCGCUCAGUACUACUAAGAUGAGUCAGGAUGAUCACUCGUAGUGAUGCUUGAUUUCUUUUUCUUAAUGUCUUUGUGGAUAGAAAUUUAACCAGGACAAAGCUGUUUAAAAACCAUGUUGGGUCAGAUCUUUUUCUUCAGAUUGGAUCUCUGCGAGGUCCUUACCCCUUCGAGUUGUGCUUCUUCAGCAUCUAUUUAUCUCCUGACUAAGCAGAACUCUGGCCCUUGGAACUUUCUUUCCUAGGAAUUCGUUUGUGGGGUCUAAGUAUGUUUGUGAUCCACAACUAAAUAUGAAGUUUUCCGCUCCAGGAGCAUGAAGCAAAGAGCUGGGGUAGAGUUUUGCUGAUUGGCUGAAACAACCUGAACAUCAGCAGUGCGUGGUCCUAUCAUUCCCGAAGCUGUCAGCAACAGGACUGUCAUUCUGCUGAAGGCUGGCAUUGCUCUGCAGCUCUGUCGUCAUCCCUCGGAGAAGGUCUUGUGGGGACUUUACAUUCCUUGUUCCUAGUGUUCUGGAUAUGACCUCCUGCUUCCCACUUCCCUUUGGUUUCUAAGAAGACCCGUCUCCUUUCUGAGCCAUGGCCUUCUGUGCACCCAGCUAAGUGGCUCUUCCUUCCCUCUUCCUUCCCCAAGAGGCCCUCAGGAGACUCUCCAGCCCUCUGCUGAUGCUCCCCAGGAAUAGCUGGGAUUCCGGCUCAGGGUAUUGAGGCCUGUCUGAGAAUGCUGCACUCUCCUCUGGUCGCCUUCAGAAUCCGUUCCCCUCCUGACAAGUCUUUUCUUCUGCCCUGUGUACUCCACUGUGACCCUCUAAUGUCUGUUCUGUGCUACUAGGUGGGCCCUAGGAGGCCUCCUUUGAAUACCGAGUCUUACAACAAUGAACUUCCUGAGCGGGCAAUGUCCAAGUUCUUUGUUCUUCGGGGACCCGAGUCUGCUCCUAUUCCCUCGCAUAGGUCUGAGGUAGUUACCUGGUAUGUGGGGGAGAGGUAGCCAGGCAGGCCAUAGAGUCUGCAGUGCCGAGGGCCAGGGGAGGUACAUUCUGCUACCACUGCUAGGAUGAUAUUCAGAAGAGAGGGGACCUCAUACUGUGACCUGACCCAGGCCUCCCCUGGAAGAGAGCUCAGCCCAGUUUGUGUGUGUGCGUGCAUGUGUGUGUGUGCGAGAGUGUGCUCAUGUGCACCUGGGUGUAAAAUGACUGUUAUCUGGUUGUUACUCAGGGUGGGCUGGGGACUCACCAGGAGAACCCCCGCAGCCUGCCCAAGACAGGUUUUCCCUUGUACCCACUUUCGAGGGGUCAGUGGGAGAGGGUCCAGGUGAGUUGAGGGGGUUGCAGUGGAUAACCACUAAGGCCACACUGCUGCCAGGAGGAGUUGGGGGAGAUGAGGUGGCCCCAGGGACCUGGCACCUGGCUUCGGUUUUCUGUCUUCUUUCCUCAGGACGCCCCUGAGGCCUGGGACCUGCACCUGGCUUUGAGGAGCAUCUGUGGCUGGGUGAUCUGGCUGCUGGUGUGACCAUGGGCUUCCCUCCUCUCUCAGCAGGGCAGGCGCUCCUGCUCCAGAGACUGGGCAACUGGCUGUUUCUAUGACGUAUUUAUUUUUACUUGUGUUUCAUGUCACUUUUUUAAAAAAGCAAACAGAACAAUUGUAAGUCAGUAUAACUGCCUAUCAGUUUUCUUUAUUUCUCUUUUUGUAAAAUAAAAUUUAAACUCGA
Messenger RNA from Tupaia belangeri chinensis (Chinese tree shrew), 9514 nucleotides. RefSeq names its product RAD54 like 2 (gene RAD54L2). Gene Ontology annotation, cellular component: nucleus. Bases 353 to 4756 code for a protein of 1467 amino acids. The transcript is spliced from 24 exons. Gene Ontology annotation, molecular function: ATP hydrolysis activity; ATP binding. NCBI's taxonomy places the organism in Eukaryota, Metazoa, Chordata, Mammalia, Scandentia, Tupaiidae. The record is from RefSeq and is a predicted model, not a curated record.